UCCUCUUUAACACCAACGCUUUGACAAUCCAAAAAGAAAAAGUUCCAACCCUUUUUUUUUUUCUCAUAAAAAAUGGGAGUUCUUGGUGUAGCUUCCAGGAUCUUUCUUGCUCUGAUUGCGAUCCAGCUUGGUGCACAUCAGAUAAAUGCUACAAUUCCUCUGAAAACCAAUAAAUUGAUCAACAAGGCCAAUAAGAAUGGCCCUUACAUUGGAAUAGUGAUUCCAAAUCUUUUCGAAUUGAACCCUCUGCUUAAUCAUCCCGACUUCAAAGCUAAAAAUUUGACCAUUGAUAUUUCUGGAAGGAGAUACCGGUUUGGAACUAUUGCCGGCAAGAAAGUAAUUUUAACCCUGACAGGCCUUGGCAUGGUCAAUUCAGCUGUAACCACUCAACUUCUAUUGACCCUCUUCAAUGUAGAAGGAGUGUUGCACUAUGGAAUAGCCGGGAAUGCGAACCCUUCCCUUCAUAUUGGAGAUGUGGCUAUUCCUCAAAGCUGGUCGCAUUCUGGUCUCUGGAAUUGGCAGAGGUAUGGACAAGGCCCCGAAGACGAGCUACCGCUUGAAGCAAAUGGAGACUACACGAGAGAAUUAGGGUACAUUAAUAUCCCAAAUUAUACAGUGAAUGUCUCGGAUGAGGAUUUCGGCUCCUAUGACAACCUCCUCAAUAAUAUUUGGUAUCAACGGGAAGAAGUUUUCCCAAUAGAUGGGACUCCUGAACAGAGACAGCAUGCCUUCUGGGUUCCUGUUGAUUCUCUCUAUUAUCAUCUCGCUCAAAAUUUGGAGGGUCUAGAACUGGAAGAUUGCGUAAACUCAACAACAUGUUUGACCACAACGCCAAAGGUGGUGAGAGUGGAAAGGGGAACAAGUGCGAGCAUCUACUUAGACAAUGCAGCAUACCGUGGCUUCCUAUACGAGAAGUUCAAUAUCAGCCCCGUGGAAAUGGAAAGUGCAGCCGUGGCCUUAAUUAGUUUCCAGCAGAGGAUUCCUUUCAUUGUUAUAAGAGCUCUCUCCGACUUGGCCGGCGGUGGCUCUGCCGACUCUAAUGAGGCCGAUACUUUCAUCACCCUUGCCGCCAAUAAUUCUGUGGCUGUUGCUGUCGAAUUCGUCAAGCUGUUGCCGAAUGCCACUUUGGCAGCUUAUUAGGAAUAUUACAUGUACUGGUGUUCAUAUAUGUGAAAUCUAAAAAUAUCCAGGAGAGUACCAGACUCUCAAGAGACAACCAUGUGACUCAACAACAUAGUUGUGUUUGAAGCGUUUGGUAUUUCUGGAGCACCAGUAUUUUUCUCGAUAUAUGUGGAAAGGCUAUUUUUCUAUAUGCCCCUUGUAAUCCUUUCUUUAAAAAAAUAAAAAUAAAUAAAAAUGAAAAAAAUAAAAAUAAAAACCUUGAGC
Molecule: messenger RNA, 1386 nt
Organism: Ziziphus jujuba (common jujube)
Lineage: Eukaryota; Viridiplantae; Streptophyta; Magnoliopsida; Rosales; Rhamnaceae
Exons: 5
Coding region: 73-1140 (355 amino acids)
Biological process (GO): nucleoside metabolic process
Molecular function (GO): catalytic activity
Source: RefSeq, a predicted model, not a curated record